This is a messenger RNA of Aspergillus affinis, 1047 nucleotides long. Its product is annotated as tyrosinase family protein. NCBI's taxonomy places the organism in Eukaryota, Fungi, Ascomycota, Eurotiomycetes, Eurotiales, Aspergillaceae. The record is from RefSeq and is a predicted model, not a curated record. Gene Ontology annotation, molecular function: oxidoreductase activity. The coding region runs from base 1 to 1047 and encodes 348 amino acids. The transcript is spliced from 4 exons.
AUGGCAAGAACUCUGAUCCUGCUGAGCCUUUGGUUCCUUGCCGCCUGGGCUGGCAAUUGCUCCUCCGACGUGAGGGAGAAGCGACAGGAAUGGGGAGAGCUUCCUUCGUCAACGCGCAAAAGCUAUAUCAAAGCCGUCAAGUGUAUGCAGCAAAAGCCGGGCAAGCUGCCCACUGAGUACUACCCCGGGGCCCGCAGCCGAAUGGAUGACUUCACGAUAACGCAUAUCAACAGCACACUUGGUAUUCACUUUAACGGUGUUUUCCUUUCCUGGCACCGUCAUUAUCUCUGGCUGUGGGAACAGGCUCUCAAGGAGGAAUGCGGAUACGAAGGACAUCAACCGUACUGGAACUGGGCUCAAUCAGCUGGCGAUCUCGGUUCUAGCCCGGAAUUCGACGGCUCCCCGACUUCUCUCUCCGGCAACGGCAAUCCCAGCGUGCCGUAUGCCGGCAACGAUCCUGCCUUGACCCAGAUCUCGACUGGAGGCUGCGUAACGACAGGUCCCUUUGCGAACCUCCAAGUGCAUCUUCCCGACCUAAAUUCAUUCGUCGGGGCGAGCUCGGUUCAACCCUCGUUCUUCAACUACGAGCCGCGAUGCUUUGCCCGGUCAUUCAACGACACCAGCUCCCGGCUCUGGCUCAACCAGACAGCAGUCGAUCGCCUUCUCAACUCGCCUGACAUUCGCACUUUCCAGUUCAAUAUGGAUGGUCGGGACACGCCGCAGUUCCCACCGGGAGGCUUUAUUGGCCCACACUCUGCCGGGCAUCAGUCGCUGGGGCCCAUCAUGGGCGACUUCUUCUCUUCGCCCCAGGAUCCGGUCUUUUUCCUUCACCACGCCAUGGUGGACCGUACCUGGGCACUCUGGCAGGCCCAAGACGAGAAGACUCGACAGACGCAGCUGUACGGCACCAGCAGCAUGUUCAACGCACCGACCACGCCGAAUGUCACGCUGGACACGCAGCUUCACUUUGGAAUUCUCAGUGAACCCAGGACGAUUGGUGAGUUGAAGAGCACUCACGAGCAGGACUUCUGCUAUGAGUAUGCUUAG